Molecule: messenger RNA, 3305 nt
Organism: Hylaeus volcanicus
Lineage: Eukaryota; Metazoa; Arthropoda; Insecta; Hymenoptera; Colletidae
Product: zinc finger protein 502-like
Exons: 4
Coding region: 6-2501 (831 amino acids)
Biological process (GO): regulation of transcription by RNA polymerase II
Cellular component (GO): nucleus
Molecular function (GO): zinc ion binding; DNA-binding transcription factor activity; RNA polymerase II cis-regulatory region sequence-specific DNA binding
Source: RefSeq, a predicted model, not a curated record
UUGAAAUGUCAGUUCUAUCCGACGGUAGUGACAAUCUUUGCCGUGUUUGUCUUGCAACAAAUCAAAAUAACCAAAAUUUGUUCGGGACUAAACGAAAUGAUCAGGAUAAUACAGAUACCUUCGACCUGCUUGAGAAAUUCCGCUUGUGCAGCGGCGUUGAGAUCAUGGAGAACGAUGGUUUACCCACUACUAUUUGUAUGGAAUGUAUGAUCAAAGUUAACAAUGCUCAUGAAUUGAGAAAACAAUGCCAGCAAUCUGAUAUCCGAUUGAGAGAAGUAUAUGGAAAGCUUAAAUCAAUGUCCAAUACAAAUAGGCUUAAAACCACCAAAGAUCAAUGUUGUCAGACCGAUUAUACCUUUACCUCUGAGUUUAUUAAAAUGGAAGCUAAUAUAGUUUCUGUACUGAAUCGUGACACCUCUUCAACUGUAAAUUGUGAUCCUGAUUCAGAAAGCAUAGAGGAACUUAAAACAACUAUCGAACCGAAUAGCAUAGAACAGAGUGAACUUAAUAAUCAUCUAAAUGAUACCAAUGUUAAAUAUAAACAAGCAGAAUGUGAAAAAAUUGUCAUAGGAAAAGAUGCUUAUCGAACAAGGAGAACAACUAUGUUCAAAAGAGUGACUUCUAUGGAAAACUUAAAGAAUCAUAAGGAAAGACAGAGACAGUACAUAAAAAAGAAUGCAAAUGUUAAGCGUGAUAUUGUAGAAAAUGAUUACUCUGUGAAUGUUGAGGAUACAAAUUCUCAGAAUUCUUACACAUGUUCAAAAUGUAAGAGGUAUUAUUCCAGCAAAAAGUCUUUGGACAAACACAUAGCAACUCAUAAUGAGAAACAAUUUACUUGUGAGAAAUGUGAUAAACAAUUUAUCGAAUUGGAUGAAUUGGUAAAGCAUAACAAAUUACACAAAGUUAAAGAGAAACUUAAACCUGUACUAUGUAGAAUAUGUAAUAAAAAUUUCAAAAAAAUGGAUACUAUGGUACGACAUUUAAAUGUUCAUAAAAGAGCUAAUCCAAAAGAAGUUCUGUCUAUUCUAAAAGAAAUUAGGGACAGACGAAAAUUAGAAAAUAACGGUGAACAGAAAGAAACGGUUACCGAAAUUGGUGUUAAUAGUAAAAGGAAAGAAACUGAAGAAGAAUAUAUAAAUAAUAAAUAUACAUCAAAGAUGUUGAAGAGUUGUGAACGUACAAGUUCUAAUUGUUGUUUAUCAAAUACCGAUGUUGAUAUUAACGAAGUAUUCGACGCUUUCGAUGACGCGACAUCUCAUCGAUGUAAACAUUGUAAUAAAUGUUAUCAGACUAACGAGUUGCUUCAAGAACAUUUACUGAUUCAUACUGAAAAAAGGUUCAUUUGUAAUGUGUGCAAUAUGAAAUUUUUCCGUCAAGAUAGGUUAGAAAGUCAUAAAACUCGCUACGGACACAACAAAGACAAAGCGUCUUUAGAAACGCAGAAACCAUCCGAUGAUAAGUCGGCGAUUAAAUUAAUAAACAGCUGGAUAAAAGAAGAGUUGGAUUCGGAUAAUGAAGAGAAGGGAUUCCCUUGUAAGAUUUGUGGAAAAUCAUACGACACUAAAAGAUCUCUAUUAAAACAUGAGCUAAACACGCACAAUUCACAAGAAGAAGGCUGUAUGAAUUGCGGCGACACGUGUAACUGCGAUGUAAAGGAUAAAGAUCAACAGAAAUCUAACGAAAUAUCUAAACCGUAUCGAUGCGAUGAAUGCAACAAAUCCUUUGAAAAGGAAAUCAAAUUGCAGAGGCACAUAAGAAUUCACGAACGCGUCAAAGAGCAGGAAGACGCAAAUUUCAAGCGAUUCCUGUGUCAUAUAUGCAGUAAAACGUUUAGACAAAAUACAGGUCUCAUGUUUCAUAUGAGAACGCACACAGGCUAUAAACCUCAUGUUUGCAAGUACUGUGGACGAGGCUUCACGUCUAACUCGAAUUGUAUAAAUCACGAAAGAACGCAUACUGGUGAUAGACCGUUCGUUUGUCAUUUUUGCAGUGCUGCUUUUGCCAAAUCGUGUACUUUAAAAGCACACAUUACAACGCAUACUGGCGAAGCCAAUUACCAUUGCAAAACAUGUGGAAAAUCGUUUAGGAGGCUGAAGUACUUGAAAGAACAUAGAUUUACGCAUACAGGUGAGAAACCGUAUGCUUGUAAAAUUUGCGGCACGGCGUACAGCCAUAACGGUAGUUUAUUCGUCCACGAAAAAAAAUGUAAAGCUCAGUAUCAAACCGCGCAGAAUUAUUGCCAAUCAGAGACGUCUUCACCAAGCGUGACCCCUAUUAUCACAAUUUUACCUCAAACACAUCUGAAUGAAAUGAUCGUUCCGUUGAAUAUUCAGGGUAAUAAAACGUACGUAAACGAUAUUCAGAGAAUAAGUUCCCCGAGUAUGGACAGCGUUAGUCCUGUUGGCACUCCAGAUUUACAUGUUCAUCCUAAUUCGGAUGCUUCCGAUGUUUCCUUGACCGUCAAGGACUUCGCUUUCAUCGGGCACAUGUUUCAAUCGUAAGACGAUUCAAAUGAAUAAUCGACGCUCGAAUUAAAAAUGUUUCUGUGAUAAAUGUUCAUUUCGCGAACGUAUUUUGACUAUCGAACGAACUGUAUUUCGCAUUUUAAGAAAACAAGUGUAGCAAAUGCGUGAAACGUUUGUUAUCCAUUUUUUAACAAGCACGGCACACUGUAUAUUGUAUUUUAUAUAUUAUAGGACGUGGGAGAAUGGGUCAAUUUUGACUUUACAUCUUUAGUUCGCACAAUAUAACGCAAGUAGUAUUCGUACGAUAUAGCAUCCGAAUAUUAUCGCUGUAUAAAGGAAUAAAGGUAGCCUGUUAAUAAAACAACAAAAGUCAACCACUCUUUUUUUUAUUAGAUAGAUAUUUAUUAAUUUAGAAUUCUAUUCAUUAUUAUGGUGUUUUUCUUGACCGACGGUGGUUAAAAAUAGUUUAUCGCCAUCUGCAAUGGUUGGACGUUCUGAAUUAUCGAUGCGUCGUGGACAAACUAUAAAGUACAGGAUAGUGUUUAGUGGUGCGUAAUUUCACCACAGACGAGGUAUACUCGUCUGUGGUUUCGUAUUAAAUCCAGUCAGUCUAAACGUAUAGCGUUUGUAAUGUAAGCACAUUUAAUUCACAUAAAGUGCAAUGAAGUAUAGUGAAACUAGUGAAGAAUAUUUUACUUUAAAAUGAAGAUUUGUACGUGUUGCAGAUCGAAUUCGCAACAAUUCUAUGAUUUCAUCAGUAGUAUUAAUGCGUCGUCGCCGCUUCCAUUUUUUUGAUAGUAUUCCAUUUAGUCGCUAAAUAAAAUCCGACGAUGAAAAUCG